UCAAGUGGUUUGAUAUGUCCAUGUGGCUCUGGGAAAGCCAGUAAUCCAGUAUGGAAAAAAAGAUAUGGUGUUCAGCCGUGUCCUUGGAUCCUGGGGAAAAUAGUUUCUACAUAGAAGGAUACAGUAUUGCCUGUAGCCAUGCUUUAGCCAAUUUGUAGCCAUGCUCUAGCCAACUUGUAGACAUGCUUUAGCCUAGAUACAGGGUGCAGUGGAUGACAACUAUGAUGAUGAGGAUGAUGGCAACAACAGCAGCAGCAGCAGCAAGGACCAAAAAAAGAAUAAAAAGAUGAUGACAAAGGCCAUGGAACCUCUGAUGUGCAUUCAUAGUGGAAAACUAAAAGUGCAUGCUAUGACUGUACAAUGCCUAGUUUAAAAAAUCACAAUGCUGAUUUCAAAUGACAUGUCAAAAGGGGAGAAUCCAUUCGACCAAGGCUACGCGGACAGCAAGGACAAAUCCAGAAGCAAGAGUCCACCCAGCGAGAGAAGAAAAUCUGAUAAAAAGUCAGAAAGGAAAAGGACCAUGGAUUACUCCCCAGAUGACAGUGAAGACAGGUUGGACAGCAAGAAGAAGAGGGGUGAGCAGGACUCUCCUACAGUCAAGUCUGGUUCCAAACAGAACGGAUCAGGGGAUGCUGUAUCAGUCACUAAGGAAAAGAGAGAACACAGGGAAAAAGAGAGGCAUAAAUCUCCAAAGGGAUCAGGAAGAGAAGAUGGAGGGAAAUCUGAAAAGACACCAAAGGAUAAAAGUGAAAAGAAGGCAGAAAAGCACAGAUCCAAGAAGUCUAAGAAAUGAAGGCAGUGAAGAAGUGGAACCAAGCUAUGUCUAAGAAAACAGUGGAUUGGAACACACAAGUCUUAAUUUUGUAUCACUUCAAGAAAUAUGAAAUAUGAUUACCCGUGUCACAGUCACCAUAUUGAUUGGCAAUACCAGGGUCACAGCAAUCAUUGACAAUAUUAGGGACACCAUAAUGUUUGAUAAUACCAUUGUUAUAGUGACCUUUGGCAAAGUAUACUUGGUAAUUUUUGCUGUGUAAAUAUCAUAAUAAGAGAUUAAACUGUUGAUAGUCACAUUGAAAAGAAGCAGUAAAUGCAACACAGAAGUAAGAUUUAUUAUAAAAGAUUAGAGAGACUUUUUGUAGAGUGUGAAUGCAUUUUAUGAUAUAAAUGUAUGAUUGAAAAUAUGCAUGACUGUGGAUAUAUUAGAAAGAGCAUUUGCCCUCAAAAAAGUGUUAUUUUUUAGGUAAUUCAGUGUUCACCACUGACUAAAAACUAAUUAGAAGUAAGAUGUGACAGCCAUUGUAUUUCAACUGGAGUAUUAUUUCCAGAAUGUCCUUCAUUUUCCUAUCAGACAUGGAUGAGCGGUUAUUAUUUUUAUGUAAAAUUAUUAUUCAACAAAGUCCUAGGAUUUACAAUUUUUCAAAAACAUGUUAAAAUUAGUUUGUUUCAUAUUUUCACACCUUGAUGUUGCUUUUGAUUAUGUAUAUUAGCAUUUUUGUUAUUUGGAAUGUAAUGAGAAAUGUUCAAGGGGUCAAAAGUUGUUGAUCUGCACAGGUCACUUUGUUAUAACAAUAUCAUAAUUAUAUGUUUCAUUGUCAUUUCUUUUAAGUUUUUUCACAUUUGUAAAAUAAUGAUAAUGUUUGUCAGUUGUAAAAAUUAUAAAUUUACUUUUUACCAUUAUUGUGACAUAUAUCAGAUGCAAACAGGACUGUAAGCAAGUGAAGUAAAAGGUUAAGAAAAUCUUACAUAACUUUAUUUACUUUUAAUUAAGGUUAAAGUUCUUGAGAGAAAUGUGAUGAUUUACCUCUGUUAGAUUGUAAAUGGGGUAUUGCAUUUAGGGUUAUAAAAUGCAGGUCUUUCUACUAUAUUCAGGCUGACGAGUUUUGAAUUUGAAGGUUAACUGUGUUUAUUUUAUCAUCAUUUUUCAUUAAAAUAGAAUAUUUCAAAUACACGCA
This is a messenger RNA of Lingula anatina, 1952 nucleotides long. RefSeq names its product THO complex subunit 2. Gene Ontology annotation, cellular component: THO complex part of transcription export complex. Gene Ontology annotation, biological process: mRNA processing; mRNA export from nucleus. The record is from RefSeq and is a predicted model, not a curated record. Gene Ontology annotation, molecular function: mRNA binding. Lineage: Eukaryota; Metazoa; Brachiopoda; Lingulata; Lingulida; Lingulidae.